GUGCCCAUCCGACUUUAUGUAUGAUGGAACGACCAAACUGUGUCUGAAGCUCGUGAGGGCACCCAGUACGAGUUCAGAUGCCAACAUUAACUGUCUGACACAAGCAGACGACGGAAGGCUGGUACAGUUGGACACCCGGGAAAAGCACGAAUUCGCUAAAUCUUAUCUUCGCAGUCAAGGACAAGGUACAGAUACCUACAUCGGGGGUAUUCGAGACGAUAGUGGCAAGUACACAUGGUUGGAUGGAACAGAGAUCAAGGACGCUAACUGGUGCCCUGGUCAACCUGAGAGCAGAGGAUGCGUGAGCCUGUGGGAAGGCAGGGGCUUCUGUCUGGACGACGUACACUGUAGCGGACGUAUGGCCUCCCUAUGCGAGGUCCCCAUGGAUGAGUAGAAGAGAAGUGUACGCUGUGAUCUGGGAGACGUCAUUUGAUUGCUUUCAACUGAAUAAAGUAUUUUGCAUGAACCUUGAA
This is a messenger RNA of Haliotis rubra (blacklip abalone), 473 nucleotides long. Its product is annotated as snaclec stejaggregin-A subunit alpha-like. Lineage: Eukaryota; Metazoa; Mollusca; Gastropoda; Lepetellida; Haliotidae. Gene Ontology annotation, molecular function: signaling receptor activity. The record is from RefSeq and is a predicted model, not a curated record. The coding region runs from base 17 to 394 and encodes 125 amino acids. The transcript is spliced from 2 exons.